CGUUCGGUUUCAUUCGGCUAAUCAACGUGCGCGCCGCUCAGUCCACCAGUCCACCAUGAGCCGUCGAAUGGUUCGCGUUUUUUGAGUUUCUCAUCUUUUCCUUUUGUUCUUUGGUACUUCCCUUUUGCUCGUGGACUCAUUGCUACUCCCUGCAAUUCAUUCGCGGACCGUUCUCAUUCGUGGGCAUGUGUUACGUGCAAUUCGUUUAACUUGUCUGGAUAUACAUGUGAUGAACAGUAAGGGUGUUAGUGAAUAAGUGAAAAUUUUUAAAAACCGACAAUAUGAGAAACUCAACGUUAUUGAAAUGGGCGCAGAACUCGGCGAACAGUAAAAAUCAAACCAGCAAAAAUGGAACGAAUAGGAACUGGAUACAUCCAUCAGAUGCACUCCAAAAAGGCCACAUCGCCUACUUGGUCAAGUAUUUGGGCAGCACAGAAGUGGAUCAACCUAAAGGUAUCGAGGUUGUUAAAGAAGCUAUUUGUAAACUGAAGUUUAAUCAACAAUUAAGGAAAAGCGAAGGUACGAAGACUCCUAAGGUGGAAUUGACAAUAAGCAUUGAUGGAGUUGCAAUUCAGGAGCCUAAAACGAAAACAUCGCCAAAACGGAUUAUGCAUCAAUAUCCACUACAUAGAAUAUCAUACUGUGCCGAUGAUAAAGGCGAGAAGAAAUUCUUCAGUUUUAUCGCAAAAGAAGAAAACGCUGACAGACAUACUUGUUUCGUUUUCGUUAGCGAUAAAUUAGCUGAAGAGAUUACGUUGACUAUUGGUCAAGCCUUCGAUUUGGCCUAUAGGCGGUUCUUAGAAACAUCUGGAAAAGAUUUAGAAACGCAAAGACGCUGCAUGGUACUGCAACAAAAAAUAAAACGAUUGGAAUACGAGAAUAACAUCUAUCGUCAGCGGUUACAGGAUAUAGCUGCGAUUAAAGGAUCGGCUGAUGUGUCAGCAUAUUUAUCGCAACACAAUCUUCCGGAUAUCCUGCAUGUGCCUGGCGCCACAAAUGAUACAGUGCAAGUAAAUGGAUUAGGAAGCAAAUCGUCUCUUGGUAUAAACGAUAGUAAUGGAAAUACAUCUAAUGGAUCGCAGCAACCACCUCCAGUUCCUCCAAGAAGUUUUGAAAAAACAUUUGAUGACAAUUUCAUGGGAGGUGAAUCUACACCAACGCCGUCAGUUGGUACCAAAUUGGAAGGACUUUUAAUGGACGAAUUCGAGGAGGAUUUUAACCCUAGGGCAUAUGAAAGUACAGCGAAUGGUUUGACAAAUCAUCAAACGAAUUAUAAUAAUCUUCUAAAUGGCCAAGUAUCCUCGAAUUCCAACUUUUUUUCACAAAGCAAUGGCACUACAAGUCCUCCACCAUUAUUGGCACCACCACCGAAAGCAAAGGAUUCCAGACGUCAGAAUGGGGUAAAAGAAGAUUUAUUUGGUAGCAUCCCUUUCAAUCCCACGCCAUCAGUUAAUACAAAAAAUGAAUUCAAUGAUCCAUUUGAAAUGGGCGAAUUCGGAGCUACAACUGCGGUUUCUAAUCCUAGCCAACAAGAAUUGGAAAACGCGAUUGGCCUUUUAGAUAAGAAACUGCUCGAAAUGAAGGAUGGUUUUAGUAGAGGUCUGUCAAUUGAUACUGAUGAUUUCUCAUUGGAAAGUUUGGAUCCAUUGCGAAAUUGAAUCAAAUUAAAAGUCUUUUUUGAAAAGAAAUGACAGUUGUUUGUUAUCGUAUGUUCGUCGAGGAGCAUGAAAUUCCAGGAAAUGAAUAGGCAAAUUAGGAACAUACAUUUAUGCGAAACCAAAAUUAGUCAAUUACUAUUAUAAUUAUAUUAAUCAUAUAUUUAUCAUGAUGUUUGAUAUUUAUCAUAUGAAUAUCGAUAGUAGCUUUAGUCUCAAUGCUAAAUACAGCAGAGACUUUUCAUUGUUAAAAAGUAUAAAAAAACAAAUGGUAUUAAUAUUUGUAUAACGCCUUUAUUAAUACUGUUUAUUUUUUUAUAAAAACUGAAUUAUUUUAACAACAUUAUUUUAACAACAUAUAAAAAGAUAAUAAUACAAGACAUUUUAACAAAUGCAUUUCCUAUUGCAGUUAUUUAUUCUAUAAGUCAGAUGAGAAAUUUUCAAAUUAAACAUUCUUUUAUAUAAAUAUAUAAACAUAAAUGAAUGAAUCAACCUUCGUGCUUUUCAUCAGCAUGUAAUGGGCUAACUCGAAAUUAGUUAUCAAACUUAUAAAUCUAAUUCUUGUUGUUAAAGUUAUUAUUUGUAAUAUAUAAAUUUUACUGUUGGUAAAUAAUCCAUUCCGUAGGAAUCUCCAAUAUGAAGUAUAUUUAAGAACAUAGAGUCAUGAGAAACUAUCAUUUUUAAUCUCAUUUAAAUGAAUGAAAUGAAAAAUUCUAUCAUUUUUAGUCGAGAAAUAAUUAAGGAUUUUAAAAAAAUGCAAUUGUCUAUAAAUAUCAUAAAAUUCAAUGAAGAGAUGUUAGUAAUAUAUUUUCAUGCAGAUAUAAUUGAUUGUCUGUGUGUAUCUUUUUGCUGUGGAUUAGCAAAGGAGAAAGAUAUUGGAGCAUCAACUAAAAUAGUAGUAGAUAUUUCUUUUAAUAGACAGUUGUAUAUCUAACACCUAAAUCUCUUCUAUCGAUCUAUCAUCUUCUAUUUGUCCUUCCAUUUCCUAUUAUUAUCGUUUAUUUGGCAUCAUAAACAUACAUAUAUAUAAAAGAACAAAAAAAUAUAAGAAAAAUGUAAAGUGGUAUGAGUGUGUGAAAGAUUACAGUCGUGCAAUUUCACAGAUACUUAUAUAUACAUAUGUACGACAUGCUAUCUUCAAGAUAAUAGAGAUCGAUGUUUGAUACAAUAAGAAAAAUAUUAAUUAUGUACAUAUGAAAUGCUGUUUUAUUAUUGUUGCUCUAUUGUUUAAGUAUUAUCGUUAAUAAUAUAUUGCAUAAAUAAUGUA
Molecule: messenger RNA, 2922 nt
Organism: Frieseomelitta varia
Lineage: Eukaryota; Metazoa; Arthropoda; Insecta; Hymenoptera; Apidae
Product: PTB domain-containing engulfment adapter protein 1-like
Exons: 9
Coding region: 282-1658 (458 amino acids)
Source: RefSeq, a predicted model, not a curated record